UCAGAUGCUGAGUUUAAAACAUGAGUUGAAAGGGUGAAGGCUUUGCCAAGUGAAAUAAAGGAAAAUGUACAGAGAAUCAACAGUGAAGGGAAGGAAUCUAGGACUCAAAUCAGUGGUUUGGCCCAGAAGGAAGAAAGAAAUAUUCAACCAGAACAGAAUGAAGCAAAGAAUUCAAAAAAAUGAAGAGAGGCUUAGGAACCUCGGGGACCUAAGGGCAAAAAGACUCAAUGUAAGAAAGACGGCACCUGUCAGCUGUGCAUGAAGAGAGCUCAACACAGGGACAAUGGCAGCCAUCCCUCCAGCCCUUACCCAAAAGCCAAACAACUCAGUUUCUCCCUGUAUGUCUCGGAAACCUCCUGAGCCACUGUCUGUCCUCCGGAGCCCAAGAUGCAGGAAGGUUCUUCCAACGGCUACAGCUCCUGUGAUGGGAACCUGGCUACUUGGAGCACAGCUUCCUCUCCUGCUGCUGUUGGCUGGCCUGCAGAGACCCACGGCUGCUAUUAAAAUCAACUUUGACUUGGCACCAAAUUCCUUUGAUGAUCAAUACCAAGGCUGCAGCCAACAGGUCAUAGAGGAGCUAAGUCAAGGGGAUUAUUUCACAAAAGAACUAAAAGCCCGAAGGAAUUAUUCCAGGGUCUGGCAUAAUGCUCACCUAACCUGGCUGAGCCAAGAUAAAGCCCUCCCUGAGAACAUGACUAUCACACACGCUGUGGUCAUCUUGGUUUACACAUUGAACAACAAUGUUCGCUCUGACUUCGCCAGAGCCAUGGCCAGUGCUGCCAGGUCUCCGUGGCAGUAUAAACAUUCAUUCCGUUUCAAGUAUCUACACUACUACCUGACCUCAGCAAUCCAGCUGCUGAGGGAAAGGAUUAUAAUGAAGAAUGACUCUCUGUGUUAUGAGGUGUAUCAUGAGGCUGAUUUCUACUUGGAAGCCUAUAUAGGUGCCAUCCUUCGAUUUGGCCAAUUCCUCUCCACUUCCCUCUUAAGAAAAGAGGCACAGAAGUUUGGAAACCAUACUCUAUUUACCAUAUUGACCUGCCUGGGUGCACCUAUACAAGACUUCUCUCUCAAGGAGGAGGUCCUGGUCCCUCCCUAUGAGUUGUUUGAAGUUGUAAAAAUGAGCAACCACUCUAGAGGAAACUGGUUACAACUGCGGUCAACUGGGAAUCUGAGCACAUAUAACUGUCAGCUGCUAAAAGCUUCCAGCAAAAAAUGCACCCCUGCUCCUACAGUUACUGUUGUUCUCUCCAUUUUGAUCAACGUCAUCAUCUCUUCCAAAAGUGGAAUAUAAAGGAACCUUGCCAUCUUGA
Molecule: messenger RNA, 1310 nt
Organism: Artibeus jamaicensis (Jamaican fruit-eating bat)
Lineage: Eukaryota; Metazoa; Chordata; Mammalia; Chiroptera; Phyllostomidae
Gene: ART4
Product: ADP-ribosyltransferase 4 (inactive) (Dombrock blood group)
Exons: 5
Coding region: 284-1291 (335 amino acids)
Molecular function (GO): NAD+ poly-ADP-ribosyltransferase activity; NAD+-protein-arginine ADP-ribosyltransferase activity
Source: RefSeq, a predicted model, not a curated record